Paraphaeosphaeria sporulosa is the source of this 1908-nucleotide messenger RNA. Its product is annotated as MFS general substrate transporter. Gene Ontology annotation, cellular component: plasma membrane. NCBI's taxonomy places the organism in Eukaryota, Fungi, Ascomycota, Dothideomycetes, Pleosporales, Didymosphaeriaceae. The transcript has 4 exons. The coding region runs from base 166 to 1677 and encodes 503 amino acids. Gene Ontology annotation, biological process: transmembrane transport; carboxylic acid transport. The record is from RefSeq and is a predicted model, not a curated record. Gene Ontology annotation, molecular function: carboxylic acid transmembrane transporter activity.
CCUCGUCUUUCUGCUGUGCCAUCACCGCUUGCUGUUUCGACUCUCCCACCCUUGCGAGAUCACACGAUCUCUUCAAACGCGCACAAUUGUGCGCGAGUCCACCUACACCGUCGAGCGGACUCGAGUUGAGAAUCCUGUCGACGUCAUCCAUUAUUCCAACGCGCCAUGUCGAAAGAGGCUGAAUCGCCCAGCCCGACUGCCGACGAGCCUCGUCGGGCGAGCAUCUCGCAGACGGAGAAGGGCCGCUGGGAACGACUAUGGCCAGUUAUUGCUUGCGGUGCCGGACUCUUCAGCGACGGCUAUCUCAACAACAUUAUCGGGCCUGUGAAUACUAUGCUUUCCAAAAUAUACCCGGAUGAAUAUGCGUCGUCGUCGGCUCAAGCGAACGUGUCCAGUAUCACGUUCGCGGGCACCGUUCUCGGAAUGUUGUUCUUCGGAUACACGUCGGAUCAUUUCUCGAGAAAAUGGUCCUUGUUCGCCUCGACCAUUAUCAUCAUCCUGUUCGCGACGUUAGGUACCGGCAGUUAUGGUGCAGGUGGAAGUCCCAAAGGACUGCUUGCAGCUCUAGUCGCAUACCGAUUCUUCCUCGGGAUUGGGAUCGGAGGAGAAUACCCAGCAGGAAGUGUUGGAUGUGCCGAAGGGACUGGAGAGCUGAAGUCUGGCUCCAGAAACAAGUGGUUUAUUCUCUUCACCAAUGUCCAGAUCGACUUGGCCUUCUUCAUCGCCGCAGUUGUUGCGACGGUAGUGGUUCUCAUCACAGGCGAGAACCAUCUCCGCGUUGCAUGGCGUGUCUGCCUCGGAAUUGGAAUCAUUCCACCGCUGUCGCUCUUGUAUCUUCGUCUCAAGCUGCAAGAGCCAGAAGCUUUCAAGCGCGAAUCUUUGGCUAAAGCGAAAACCCCUUGGGUACUGGUCAUAAAGUUCUACUGGCAGCGCUUGAUCAUUGUCAGCAUCAUCUGGUUCAUCUACGACUUCUCCGCAUACUCAUUCGGUAUCUACGCAACGACCAUCGUGAACAACUUGCUCGGAGACGAGCAGCCGUUGUGGAAGAGCUUGGCAUGGAACAUUUUGAUCAACUUCUUCUACAUCCCCGGUUGUCUUGCAGGAGCCUUUGUCGCGGAUUUGAAAUCGAUGGGUCCCAAGAAAACGCUGUUCAUUGGCGUUAUGCUGCAGGGUAUCAUUGGCUUCAUCAUGGCGGGCUGCUACCCAUGGCUUUCCGAGCCCAAGAACAUUGGUGGCUUUGUUGUUGUCUAUGGUGUCUUCUUAAUGUUGGGCGAGUUCGGACCUGGUGAUAACAUUGGCCUGAUUGCAUCCAAAACGUGCGCGACCGGAAUCAGAGGACAAUACUACGGUAUCGCAGCCGCCAUGGGUAAGAUUGGAGCUUUCGCUGGCUCCUACGCGCUAGACGCGAUACAGAAGAACGCUGGCGACGACAAGAUUGCGGCAGGACGUAAUCCCUUCUUCGUUGCAAGCGCGCUUGCCUUUUUGGCGGGUGGGCUGGUGUUGCUUCUUCCGCAUAUUGGUCAGGAUACCAUCGAUAUGGAAGACAUCAACUUCCGAGAGUACUUAUCCAGCCAUGGAUACGACACGAGUAAGAUGGGUUUGGCGACCGCAAGCGAUAUUAGCAGCGAAGACCACGUCGCUGUAGAGACGAAGACGGUGCCGGCUUCGGUAUCAUAGUCUUACGAGUUGCGACCUUUCAUCCCAUGCCCGGAACUCCAGAUCUGGGUAGUCCCUGGUCUUAUAUGGAUGUGAACCUUCUGAUAAUGCUCGAUACGGUUGAGUCCAGAUUCCAACGCAGCCAAAUACCUAUAACGUUCCUGUUAUGAUUUUCUUGUGCUUAAAUUGGUGUGAACUCCUUUGAGCUCCUCUGACUCGUCGAAUUCUCCUCCCGUGUUGGAUCCAUCCUCG